This is a messenger RNA of Vicia faba (fava bean), 957 nucleotides long. The record is from the annotation of a GenBank genome assembly. Lineage: Eukaryota; Viridiplantae; Streptophyta; Magnoliopsida; Fabales; Fabaceae.
AUGCGCACGCAUGUAACCUCUAAGAAGUAUCAAAGGCAAUACUGGUACCGCACGGAUAUUCCUUACAGUUAUGUUUCAGUGGAUGAGUUCUCUCAAAUUUUCAAAACAAGCUACUGGGGAAGAAUGUUAGUUGAUGAGCUCUCACAACCAUAUGAUAAAUCUCAAUCCCAUGAAAGUUCUUUAUCAUAUAGCAAGUACUCCUUAGGAAAAUGGGAUUUGUUUGAAGCUUGUAUGAAGAGGGAGAUUCUUCUCAUGAAACGAAACUCGUUUAUCUAUAUAUUCAAAACUGUGCAGCUUACAAUCACUGCAAUCAUAACAAUGACGGUCUUUUUGCGCACACAACUUGACGUGGACUUGUUAGGAUCAAACUAUUUAUUAGGUUCACUGUACUAUACACUUGUACGCCUAAUGACAAAUGGAGUUGCCGAGUUGAUAAUGACUAUUACUAGACUACCCGUUGUUUAUAAGCAGAAAGCAUUCUAUCUCUAUCCAACUUGGGCUUACUGUCUUCCAGCUGCCAUACUAAAGAUUCCAUUUUCAGUCCUUGAUUCUCUUGUUUGGACAUCAAUAACAUAUUAUGUUAUAGGCUACAGCCCAGAACUAACAAGUUCUGUAACUCGUGUAUAUUUCCUUUUGCUUAUCGCUCUGCACAUGUCAUCAACCUCUAUGUGUCGUUCCCUUGCUGCAGUUUUUAAAACUGAUGUUGCAGCUACAACUGAUGGUUCUUUGGUCUUAGUACUCAUGUUCUUGUUUGGAGGCUUUAUUCUUCCUCGACCAUCAUUACCAAAGUGGUUUAGGUGGGCUUUUUGGCUUUCUCCCAUGUCAUAUGGGGAAAUAGGAAUAACACUCAAUGAAUUUCUUGCUCCUCGCUGGCAAAAGAUUCAAGAGGGAAACAUCACCGUUGGAAGAGAGGUUCUCAAGAGUCGUGGUUUAGACUUUGAUAGCAACUUUUUCUAG